CGAACACAGUCCCUUAAGGCACAUGUUCAGCUCCCAACAAAACUCUAUUUCAUCUCUUCUCUUCAUCGUAUUGUUCCUCAUUCAUUCAUUCAUUCAUUCAUUCCCUCCUUUCAUAUCCUCCAAUGGAAGCCAGCGCCGGACUCGUUGCGGGCUCUCACAACCGCAAUGAACUUGUUGUCAUUCAUGGCCAUGAAGAGCCUAAACCUCUGAAGAACUUGGAUGGUCAAGUUUGUGAGAUUUGUGGUGAUGAAAUUGGGUUGACGGUCGAUGGAGAUCUUUUCGUGGCCUGCAACGAGUGUGGUUUUCCAGUUUGUAGGCCUUGUUAUGAGUAUGAAAGGAGAGAAGGGAGUCAACAAUGUCCUCAAUGCAAAACUAGAUACAAGCGUCUCAAAGGGAGUCCUAGGGUGGAGGGAGAUGAAGAUGAAGAGGAUGUGGAUGAUAUCGAACAUGAAUUCAACAUUGAUGAUGAACAAAACAAGUAUAGAAAUAUCGCUGAAUCGAUGCUUCAUGGAAAGAUGAGCUACGGGAGAGGCCCUGAAGACGAUGAAGGUUUGCAAAUCCCACCCGGUUUAGCUGGUGUUCGAUCUCGGCCGGUGAGCGGGGAGUUCCCAAUAGGAAGCUCUCUUGCUUAUGGGGAACACAUGUCAAAUAAACGAGUUCAUCCAUAUCCUAUGUCUGAACCUGGAAGUGCAAGAUGGGAUGAAAAGAAAGAGGGAGGAUGGAGAGAAAGGAUGGAUGAUUGGAAAAUGCAGCAAGGGAAUUUGGGUCCUGAACCUGAUGAUGCCUAUGAUGCUGACAUGGCUAUGCUUGAUGAAGCUAGGCAGCCAUUGUCAAGGAAAGUGCCAAUUGCAUCGAGCAAAAUCAAUCCUUAUCGUAUGGUGAUUGUGGCUCGUCUAGUUAUCCUUGCUUUCUUUCUUCGCUAUCGGAUUUUGAACCCGGUACAUGAUGCAAUUGGGCUUUGGCUAACUUCUGUGAUCUGUGAAAUCUGGUUUGCCUUUUCAUGGAUCCUUGAUCAGUUCCCUAAAUGGUUCCCUAUUGACCGCGAGACGUAUCUCGAUCGCCUUUCCCUCAGGUAUGAGAGGGAAGGUGAGCCCAACAUGCUUGCUUCUGUUGAUAUUUUUGUCAGUACAGUGGAUCCAUUGAAGGAACCUCCUCUAGUAACAGCGAAUACAGUUCUAUCGAUCUUGGCCAUGGACUACCCAGUGGAUAAAAUCUCUUGUUACAUUUCUGACGAUGGUGCUUCUAUGCUCACCUUUGAAUCAUUGUCUCAAACAGCUGAAUUUGCUAGAAAAUGGGUGCCGUUCUGUAAGAAAUUUGCUAUAGAGCCCCGAGCACCGGAGAUGUACUUUACUUUAAAGGUAGAUUACCUCAAAGACAAAGUCCAGCCGACAUUCGUGAAGGAGCGUCGAGCUAUGAAGAGAGAAUAUGAAGAAUUCAAGGUUAGGAUAAAUGCACUUGUAGCCAAAGCCCAAAAGGUUCCUCCAGAAGGGUGGAUCAUGCAAGAUGGGACACCAUGGCCAGGAAACAAUACUAAAGAUCACCCUGGUAUGAUUCAAGUAUUUCUCGGUCAAAGUGGAGGCCAUGAUACCGAAGGAAAUGAGCUUCCUCGUCUCGUCUAUGUAUCUCGAGAGAAAAGGCCAGGUUUCUUGCAUCACAAGAAAGCUGGUGCCAUGAACGCCCUUGUUCGUGUCUCGGGGGUGCUUACAAAUGCUCCUUUUAUGUUGAACUUGGAUUGUGACCAUUAUUUAAAUAACAGCAAGGCUGUAAGAGAGGCUAUGUGUUUCUUGAUGGACCCUCAAAUUGGAAGAAAGGUUUGCUAUGUCCAAUUCCCUCAACGUUUCGAUGGUAUUGAUAGACAUGAUCGAUAUGCCAAUCGGAACACAGUUUUCUUUGAUAUUAACAUGAAAGGUCUAGAUGGUAUACAAGGCCCUGUAUAUGUCGGCACGGGGUGUGUUUUCAGAAGGCAAGCUCUUUAUGGUUAUGAACCUCCAAAGGGACCUAAGCGCCCGAAAAUGGUAACCUGUGGUUGCUGCCCUUGCUUUGGACGCCGCAGAAAGGACAAAAAGCACUCUAAGGAUGGUGGAAAUGCAAAUGGUCUAAGCCUAGAAGCAGCCGAAGAUGACAAGGAGUUAUUGAUGUCCCACAUGAACUUUGAAAAGAAAUUUGGACAAUCAGCCAUUUUUGUAACUUCAACACUGAUGGAACAAGGUGGUGUCCCUCCUUCUUCAAGCCCUGCAGCUUUGCUCAAAGAAGCCAUUCAUGUAAUUAGUUGUGGUUAUGAAGACAAAACCGAAUGGGGAAGCGAGCUUGGCUGGAUUUACGGCUCGAUUACAGAAGAUAUCUUAACAGGAUUCAAGAUGCAUUGCCGUGGAUGGAGAUCAAUAUACUGCAUGCCAAAGUUGCCUGCAUUCAAGGGUUCAGCUCCCAUCAAUCUAUCGGAUCGACUAAACCAAGUCCUUCGAUGGGCACUCGGUUCUGUUGAAAUUUUCUUUAGUCAUCAUUGCCCUGCAUGGUAUGGUUUCAAGGGAGGAAAGCUAAAAUGGCUUGAACGAUUCGCAUAUGUCAACACAACCAUCUACCCCUUCACAUCUUUACCACUUCUCGCCUAUUGUACCCUGCCGGCAAUCUGUUUACUUACCGAUAAAUUUAUCAUGCCACCGAUAAGCACCUUUGCAAGUCUAUUCUUCAUUGCCUUGUUUCUUUCAAUCUUUGCAACUGGUAUUCUCGAGCUAAGGUGGAGUGGAGUAAGCAUUGAAGAAUGGUGGAGGAAUGAGCAAUUUUGGGUCAUCGGUGGCAUUUCAGCACAUUUGUUCGCGGUUAUCCAAGGCUUGUUGAAAGUUCUAGCUGGUAUUGACACUAAUUUCACUGUCACAUCCAAGGCAACUGAUGACGAGGAGUUCGGGGAAUUGUAUACUUUCAAAUGGACAACCCUUCUAAUUCCUCCAACUACUGUCUUAAUCAUCAAUUUAGUCGGUGUCGUUGCCGGCAUCUCAGAUGCCAUAAACAAUGGAUACCAAUCAUGGGGACCUCUUUUUGGGAAGCUCUUCUUCUCUUUCUGGGUGAUUGUCCAUCUCUAUCCAUUCCUUAAAGGUUUAAUGGGGAGACAAAACAGGACCCCAACCAUUGUUGUUAUAUGGUCAGUGCUAUUAGCUUCAAUCUUCUCCUUGCUUUGGGUCCGAAUUGAUCCAUUUGUGAUGAAAACCAAAGGACCAGACACUACAAUGUGUGGCAUUAACUGUUGAAAAAAAUCAUCUUGCGUGGUUCUUUUAGAUUAUGGUAUGUGAUGUAUGAACAAACAAGAAUGGAGAUGCACAAGACAGAAUAAAAUUAGAGUGAAAGUUUUGUGUAGUUAUAUAUUCAUUGUACCAACUAUAAGUUUUGUCAUUCAAUUGAAAAUAGCUCAACUUUGUGAUCA
Molecule: messenger RNA, 3415 nt
Organism: Gossypium raimondii (Peruvian cotton)
Lineage: Eukaryota; Viridiplantae; Streptophyta; Magnoliopsida; Malvales; Malvaceae
Product: cellulose synthase A catalytic subunit 7 [UDP-forming]
Exons: 12
Coding region: 123-3242 (1039 amino acids)
Biological process (GO): cellulose biosynthetic process; plant-type primary cell wall biogenesis
Cellular component (GO): trans-Golgi network; plasma membrane
Molecular function (GO): cellulose synthase (UDP-forming) activity
Source: RefSeq, a predicted model, not a curated record